AGAGGAACAUGUCCGCAGAGGAAGAGCAGCGGAGCCCGAAGAAGAAGAAUUUAACAGUUCCCGGUUAUGAAGCGCUCUUGCUCUUGUGGCUCAGUGCUCACCGAUGCAUCACUAAAUGUUUUGGAUUUAAAGCAUCACCACUCGGUCCUGUAGCUGUUUAAUUUACGUCCCGGUACGAACUUCCGCCUGACGGACUUCUGACGACAGCUACAUGUUGUGACAGCAACAUUCAGUGCCAUYAUUGCAACAAACGCGAGUAGAGACCCGGGGCGAUGGAGGAGGGCUCUGAGGUGAUGGAGGACAUUGUGUUUCGAGGUGUGGAGUUUUCUGUGAAGAUGGAGUUGGACAAGAAUUUGCUGAUAGUGGAAAUCUCUGACUCGGUCACAGCGGAUCAGUGGAGAGGGGAAUUCGAUCCAGCGUAUAUCGAAGACCUCACUCGCAAAACUGGCAACUUCAAACAGUUUCCCAUUUUCUGUAGCAUGUUGGAAUCUGCUGUCAGAAAGACAAGUGAUUCAGUUACUCUUGACCUCCUGACUUAUGCUGACCUGGAGCUGCUGCGCAACAGAAAAGCCGGAGUGGUCGGUCGUCCUCGUGGCCAUCAGCAGUCGUCUGCCCUCACUGCYAAAAGAUACCUCAUCCUCAUCUAUACUGUGGAGUUCGACAGGAUACACUACCCUUUACCUCUGCCGUAUGUGGGGAAACCCGACCCGGCUACCCUUCAGAAGGAGAUCCGAACGCUCAGGGCAGAGAUCAGCGCCCUCACCUCCCAUGGAGUUAACAAAUCUGCAGAUCUCGAAAUACAACGGCUACGGCAAGAGCUGGCUGUAGUAAAAGAAGAGAAGGAAGGCAUGGCUAAGGCGCUGGGGCGACUGCAGUUGAGUGGAGGUGGCUCCAUGGCCGGGCGAGAGGACUGGAGGAUCAGAGAGGUGGUGAGGACGCUGGAGGAGCAGCUCGUCAAGGAGAGGGCCAAAAGCCAAAGGUCAACAAGCAAGCGGUGCCAGGAGCAGAGACUCCUCAUGGAGCAGUUGGAGGAGCUGAAAGCAUCAGAGUGUGCUCUCCGCGUUCGAGUCAAGAGUCUCACCAAUGAACUGGCGUUGCUACGGAGAGGGUUAGACAAUCUAAGCGUCAGAGURACUCCUGUGUCGGGCCACGUCAGCUCUCGAGUUGAUGGGGAAGUUUAUCGCUCUCUUUCACGCGAGAGGAGGCCCGGGUAUGGGAUGGUCAGGGCUCGGUCUGGGUCUAGAGAGCGGACGGAGGACAACCGGUACAGGUUAGUGGAAAGAGGAAGACGAGCAGACUCUUCAGGACCACAAACUCACAUCCCCAGGCCGUCGCCUUCCCCAACAGGAUCCAGGGUGCCACGCUUUGACCCRACAGCUUACAUCCAGGACCGGCAGCGCAGACAGAAAGAGACUGAACUCAAGAAGCAGAGGAAGGUGCGAAGGGACAUGCUGGCCUCACCCGUCGUCCCCGAGAGGGGCCGCUCCCGAUCCAGAGAGGCCUAUCGUCAGGUGGUCCGGUCUGGCAGCAGAGGCAGGAGUCAGUCUGGGGAGCGCAGAGGCAGCAGGAACUCCUCUGAGAGCUCAUUAGUAGAUAUGGAUGAAAUGGCCCAAACUCUGUUCAGGGGAAGAAAACAGACUUACAAUGGACCUAAUGUGUCUCGAGGCCUUAUGACCAGAAAGCCAGUAUGCAGCACUCCAACACACAGACUCAAAGACAAAGAGGGCUCGGUGGGUACGGGGACUGAGCUGUCAGAGAUCGACGCCAGGCUGCAGGCCCUUCAGGAGUACAUGAGGGACUUGGACACGGGACACUAACCUGCUGCUCCAGUUCCACCUGGACUUUCCAGAUGUGGAGUCUGAGGAAAACGUGUUCAGGUAAAAGAGUCUGAUCUGCAGGAAACUCCAGAUAUCACUGUGAAGGACUGUUUGUGCACUGUGUAAUUAUUGUUUUUAAUCAAAUGUUUUUGAUUUUUCACUUCAUUAAACCAAUGCUAAAAAUUGGCAGUAAACCAGUGGGAAAAUAUUAAUAAAAUGUUGUUUUUGAUGUAACUAAUUGACAUGUCUGAAUCUCAAACUGAUAUUUUUUUUUUGUUCUACAUUUGUUUUUUGUAAUUUUAUGGUGCUCAUCAGUAGAAGUGUAAGUUAAACAUUGUUGUUUCUCCCUGCCACAGUGCAUGCUGGGAUAUCCUCAAAUUUUAGUCCCCCAAAAGGCAAAUAAAAUAGUUUGUACUUUCAGAAGUAGGUUUUAAAAAUGUAUUUCCUGCCAAAGCUGUUAGAUUUUCUUUUCUGCAUGACUGUGAGGGUCUUCAGUGCAUUUUUAUUUUGUUUACUUUUCUACUCUUUWAACUUUAUCCUUUUUAAAUCACUCCAACCCUAAGAGCUUUUUUUUUAAACACUAUAAAUAUUGGUUUGUCUUUACAACGUUCAUUAAUAUUGACUUUUUUUAAUAUAAAAUACUGUUGUGUCCAGACUGCUUUUGUUUUUGUACAUCCUAAAGAUAAAGAUUAUAAAUAACAUCCAAA
This is a messenger RNA of Austrofundulus limnaeus, 2524 nucleotides long. It is a transcript of the gene ccdc61, whose product is annotated as coiled-coil domain containing 61. The transcript has 13 exons. Lineage: Eukaryota; Metazoa; Chordata; Actinopteri; Cyprinodontiformes; Rivulidae. Gene Ontology annotation, cellular component: ciliary basal body. Bases 273 to 1817 code for a protein of 514 amino acids. The record is from RefSeq and is a predicted model, not a curated record.